Molecule: messenger RNA, 3531 nt
Organism: Oncorhynchus mykiss (rainbow trout)
Lineage: Eukaryota; Metazoa; Chordata; Actinopteri; Salmoniformes; Salmonidae
Source: RefSeq, a predicted model, not a curated record
UGUGUGUGUGUGUGUGUGUGUGUGUGUGUGUGUGUGUGUGUGUACUCUCACUAGGGAUAAAUCCUGCCUCUCCUCCUUUCUAUCCCUCUUCUCUUUGCCACUCACACACACGAGCAGGGCUCCCGCUGCCAAACCUCACUCACAUACAAAUACACACACAGCCCAGCCUCUGUGCAGUCUAGUCCACAUUGGUUAUUUUGGUGCUUUGACAUUUUGCAUUCAUGGAGGACUACCACAAACCCGACCAGCAGACAGUGCAGGCGCUCAGGAACAUCGCCAACCGCCUCCGAAUCAACUGCAUCAAGGCUACCACCGCAACGGGCAGCGGACACCCUACAUCAUGCUGCAGCGUGGCAGAAAUCAUGUCUGUCCUGUUCUUCAACACAAUGAAGUACCGCACAGAGGACCCCAAGAAUAUCAACAACGAUCGCUUCAUCCUCUCUAAGGGUCAUGCCGCCCCAGCCCUGUACUCCAUGUGGACAGAGACUGGCUUCCUGAAGGAGAGUGAGCUGUUCUCUCUGUGCCAGGUGGAGUCCAACCUGGAGGGACACCCCAUACCUGUGUUGGAGUUUCAGAAGCAGCAGUUUGUGGAUGUGGCUACUGGCUCUCUGGGCCAGGGCCUGGGUGUGGCCUGUGGGAUGGCCUACACUGGGAAGUACUUUGACAAGUCCAGCUACCGUGUGUUCUGUCUGAUGGGGGAUGGGGAGCUGUCUGAGGGGGCAGUGUGGGAGGCCAUGUCUUUCGCCUCCUACUACCAGCUGGACAACCUGGUGGCCAUCUUGGAUAUCAACCGUCUGGGCCAGACCGACCCAGCGCCCCUGCAGCACCACGUGGAGAAGUACCAGAAACGCUGUGAGGCCUUCGGUUGGCAUGCCAUCAUUGUGGAUGGGCACAGUGUGGAGGAGCUGUGUAAGGCUCUGAGCCAGGCUCGCCACCAGCCCACUGCCAUCAUCGCCAAGACCACCAAGGGCAAGGGCAUCCCAGCUGUGGAGGAUAAGAUGGGCUGGCAUGCCAAGCCCCUGCCCAAAGACAUGGCUGAGGGAGUCGUGAAGGAUCUGCAGGCGCGCAUCAUGAACAGCAGCAAGCGCCUGUACCCUGCCACGCCCAUGGAGGACGCCCCGCCAGUCAGCCUGUGCAACAUCCGCAUGCCCAGCGCACCCGCCUACAAGCAGGGAGAGAAGGUUUCCACCAGGAAAGCCUAUGGCAUGGCCCUGGCUAAACUGGGUCGUUACAACGAGCGCGUAGUGGUCUUGGACGGAGACACCAACAACAUCACCUACUCAGAGAUCUUCAAGAACGAACAUCCCAACCGCUUUGUGGAGUGUUACAUCGCUCAACAGAACAUGGUGAGUGUUGCCACUGGUUGCGCUGCCCGUGAGAGGAACGUUGUGUACGCCAGCACCCUGGCCUCCUUCUUCACCCGCGCCUACGACCAGCUCCGCAUGGCUGCCAUCUCAGAGAGCAACAUCAAUCUGUGUGGCUCCCACUGCGGCCUGUCCAUCGGUGAGUAUGUGUGUGUUCCAGGAGAGGACGGGCCGUCUCAGAUGGGUCUAGAAGACAUAGCCAUGUUUAGGGCCAUCCCCACGGCAACCAUCUUCUACCCCAGCGAUGGCGUUUCUAUUGAAAAGGCAGUGGAGCUUGCCGCCAGCACAAAGGGUGUUUGCUACAUAAGAACCAGCCGCCCCGAGAAUCCCAUCAUCUACAGCAGCAAUGAGGACUUCCAUGUUGGACAGGCUAAGGUGGUGUACCAGAGUACGGAGGACAAGGUGACCGUGAUCGGAGCUGGGAUUACUCUGCAUGAGGCUGUGGCUGCAGCUGAGAUGCUCAAGAAAGAAAGGAUCUUCAUCAGGGUGAUUGACCCGUUCACCAUCAAACCCCUGGACUCCAAGACCAUCAUUGAGCAUGCUCGCCAGACCAGGGGGCGUAUCCUCACUGUAGAGGACCACUACUACGAAGGUGGUCUGGGGGAGGCAGUGUGCUCAGCGGUGGUGAACGAGCAGGGCUUCACCCUACAGCGGCUGGCCGUGGCCCACGUUCCCCGCAGCGGCAAGCCCAACGAGCUGCUCAAGAUUUACGGCAUCGACCGCGAAGCCAUUUGCCAGGCCAUCAGGAAGAUGCUCAGCGGCUCUGCCAACGCCAAGUAGCUCCACACCUUCCUGCCUAAGCCCCACCCGACCCAAUUCUACCACCCCUCAGAUAAAUGUUUCAUGUCACAUGACACCACCCCACCUGGUAACCUCGCCCCCUCACUGUGAAAGUCCACCCCUGUGUUUACUGAAGUAACGUGAGUUUGUGCUGAAUGUACAUUUUGACGUAACCGUCACACAUUUCACUUUUUUUCCCUCAUACAUUACACACACACACACACACACACACACACACACACACACACACACACACACACACACACACACACACACACACACACACACACACACACACACACAAAAAAAAACCCCACUCCCACUUCCUGGUAACCAUGGGUCAUCACAGGGUCAAGUUUAGAAAUUAAAAUGAGAGGUAGUCAUUAGUCCUCAAAACCGGUUGGCAGGUGUAGAUGGACAUUCUCCAUACCAAACAAUCCAAUAAAGACUGUACAUGUUGUUACUCAAUGCAGGUACCUUUAUGUGAUGCUCAUGUGUUUUUAAACUCUUCCUCUUUGAUAUUUUCAACCCCAAACAACCAGCAGCAGUCUAUUUUAAUACUUUUAUAUUGUUCUGAUGUAGUUCUGAAGACAGGGUGGGGCAUGUGGUAGUGAAAUUUAGGUGUCGUCUCCAUGACAUGUGGUAGUGAAAUCUAGGUGUCGUCUCCAUAACAUGUUUGUAGAACGUAGUCCAAUAAAAAAUAAAUACAGACAAUCAAAUAGAAAUGUAUGUGGGCCAUAAAUAUCAGUGAAGUGAAAAGACCAUACAGUUUGAACCAUAUGUCUCUUUAAACCACAACACCCAACUUGUACUGGACAGCUCGUGUUAGCACAGCACACAUUAACUUAUUUUCAUCUCUACAGCUCAGGCGUAGACUAGCUAAACAUAUGGCGUCAGAGAACUUCCAAAAUGUUGUGCGUUCAACCUUUGGCAGAUAUCUCACUCCAUAUUAACACCUUUUACCUGGAUGAGCAAACAAGAAGAAGUACGUUAGCCCGAGCUGUCUGAACAUACCAAUAAUGUUUCUAUUCCAUUUACAUGUUUGUCAUUUAGCGUAUGCACUUAUCCAGAGUGACUUAGAGGAGCAGGAUCAAUGUGUUCUCUACAGCAAAUAGUUUGACUUGGAGGUCGGGGAGAGGGAUACAGGGCCAGCUAGGACUUACAGUAGGGUUCAGCGUUUCCAUUUGAAUUCAGUCAAUUCAGGAAGUGAAUUGAUCCUAACCCUGGAUUAGAGAGAGUCUCUGUGCUUGUGGCCAUGGUGAUGUUGGGAGCAUGCUGUUACAUCUGAACUGUGAACCUAGUACAAACACCUCCUUCGUUACCUGAUCUUCUGUAUGUACCUUACACUUUUAUUUAUUAAAGCCCUCUGCAUUUGAAUUUUAGAGUU